AUGACACAUUGUGGGCCUAUAGAACAACUUUCAAGACACCAUUGGGGAUGUCACCAUAUCAUUUGGUGUUUACCGGUGGAAUUUGAGCACCGUGCUUAUUGGGCUAUUCAAAUACUCAACAUGGAUUUUCAACUUGCAGGAGAAAAGAGAUUGUUGCAGCUGAAUGAAUUAGAAGAGAUGCGCUUACUCUCUUAUGAAAAUGCCAAACUUUACAAGGAGAAAAUAAAAAGAUGGAAAGACAAGCAUAUUCAACCAAGAGUGUUUGAAGAGGGCCAGCGAGUUUUGCUCUUUAACUCGCGUUUGAAGCUAUUUCCAGGCAAGCUCAAGUCAAGAUGGUCGAGUCCAUUCUUGGUGGUUAAGGUGUAUCCCUAUGGAGUGGUGGAAUUGUGUGAAGAAGGCUCUGGAAGAGAAUUUAGCGUUAAUGGCCAAAGACUCAAGCACUAUUGGGGAGAGGUUGAGCGAAACAAGUGCUCAAUCUCUUUGAAGGAUCCUUGA
Molecule: messenger RNA, 495 nt
Organism: Humulus lupulus (European hop)
Lineage: Eukaryota; Viridiplantae; Streptophyta; Magnoliopsida; Rosales; Cannabaceae
Exons: 1
Coding region: 1-495 (164 amino acids)
Source: RefSeq, a predicted model, not a curated record